CGGAAAAGAACACAGGAAAAUGCUUUAAUUGAAAUCGAAGCUAGCUAGCAGUAAAAAUCUCAUCUUUACAGUCACAGAGAUGGCGUCUGCAAUAGCUGCACAUUUUUGUCCAGGAAGAGGCUUAACUCUUUCUUGCUACAAAAGAAAUCGCUUCCACCUUCAUCAUCUUCGUUUUUCUUCUACUUCUCUCUCCCAUGCUGUCUUCUCCAGAGGUUACUUGUCAACUGAGAUGUUUACAAGGCCAAAAGUUCACCCCAUUAUUUGCAUGGCCAAAAGAUACGCACCAAACACCACAAAGAGAAAGAGAUUGAGUAGAAAGAGGGGAGGUGACCCUGACAAGAAGAGACACAGGAGAAGGAAAGGGUCCAAGAAGAAGCUUUUCAAGAUCAUCAGGCUUGUCUCAGCAGCUGGGACUGGAUUCUUCUAUGCCAAGAAGAAGAGCAGGAGGAUUCACAAGAUUGAUCUCAAGAAAUAUGAUCCAAAGGUGAAGCUCCAUGUCCUCUUCACAGAAGCCAAAUGAUAUGUAACAUGCCACUUUUGCUUUUCGGCUUUAAUAAUCGUAUUAGUACUAAAA
Messenger RNA from Arachis stenosperma, 574 nucleotides. RefSeq lists its product as uncharacterized. The transcript is spliced from 3 exons. Bases 80 to 520 code for a protein of 146 amino acids. Gene Ontology annotation, biological process: translation. Gene Ontology annotation, molecular function: structural constituent of ribosome. The record is from RefSeq and is a predicted model, not a curated record. Gene Ontology annotation, cellular component: large ribosomal subunit; ribosome. NCBI's taxonomy places the organism in Eukaryota, Viridiplantae, Streptophyta, Magnoliopsida, Fabales, Fabaceae.